Messenger RNA from Rubroshorea leprosula, 3513 nucleotides. The record is from the annotation of a GenBank genome assembly. NCBI's taxonomy places the organism in Eukaryota, Viridiplantae, Streptophyta, Magnoliopsida, Malvales, Dipterocarpaceae.
AAGACAACACAGGGGUGGCAGAUCCUUCUCUCUCUUACGUACUGAUUGCAGUAGGAGGAGCCUCUCUACUUCUGUUCCUUUGUGACUGCAGAAAUCUCGAUUCUUUGUAAGUUUUGUAGGUGUUUGAUCCUUGCCCUGAAAAAAUUUCAGCCCCCAGAAGGAGAGAGGGGUAAAGUUCCUGCAGGCAUUGGUUUCAUAUUGUUGGUUGUGGAAUGGGGUUAGGGUUUUUUGUUAUCCCCCUUUGGUUUUGCUUAUAAAUUUUAAGAAGCUUCUAAGUUCUGCCCAACAAGAUGGUGAUUGAGAAAGAGGGUUCCAGAGGUGGAGGCUAUGUGGGUGGGUUUCUUCAGCUGUUUGACUGGACUGCAAAAUCUCGGAAGAAGUUAUUCUCAAGCAAAUCAGAUUUUCCAGAGCAUUUAAAACAGGGGAAGAAAAGUGAUGGAAACUUGCCAAUGACACAAUUUCAUCUGAUAGAUGAGGAUGAGAUUGGAGUAGGGUCAAGCGUCAGAGGAAUUAGUGAUUAUAGUUGUGCUUCAUCAGUUACAGAUGAUGAUAUAUAUGGAGUUAGGGCCCCUGGGGUUGUAGCCAGGCUUAUGGGAUUAGAUUCAUUGCCAACAUCUUCUUCUGAGCUCUAUUCCACCCCACUUUUUGAUAUGGAAUCUCUUCGAAGUGCUCAGUACCACAAUAAAAACCUUUAUUGUAAUCAUGACCAGCAAAUGGUGCACCCUGGGAAUCUGUCCCGAAAGGUAGAUGGUCCUGUCAAGAACUUUGUAGAGUCUAAGCCUCAGAAGAUAGUUAGCAGACCUAUUGAGAAGUUCCAGAGUGAAAGCUUGCCUCCUAAAUCAGCUAAAUCAAUUCCAAUUACCCAUCAUAAACUUUUGUCUCCUAUCAAGAGUCCUGGCUUUGUUCCAAUAAAAAAUGCUGCUCACAUAAUGGAAGCAGCUGCAAGAAUUAUUGAAUCCAGCCCCCAAGUUGCCACUAGGGCCAAAAUGCCACUGGUUGGAUCAUCUUCGGCACCGCUGAAAGUUCGUGAUCUCAAAGAAAAAAUUGAGGCUGCACAGAAAAUGCCUCCAGUUGGAUCUGCUUCUGUUUCUCUGAAAGUUAGAGAUUUGAAGCAGAAAGCUGAAACUGUUGAUAAAACAUCCAGGCUUGCUGAAAGUACUCAAAGGCCAGUUGAGUCAAAUGCUGCCAAGUAUCUUAAGGGACAAUCUUUAAAUAAAAGCUGGAAUGGAUCAACAGAUCUGACAUCACUUGGGGCUUCUGAUGCAGAAGAAGGUUCUUCUCGUGUAAAGAAUAAGGGGAAGUCAAUUUCACUUGCAAUCCAAGCUAAGGUCAAUGUUCAGAAAAGAGAAGGAUUAUCUUCUAGUGGCAGUCAAAGUUUAUUGUGCCAAAGAGACCAGAGUGAGGUCAAGUCUAGCCAGACCUUCAAGAGCCAACCAAAUAGUCAAAAAAAAUUGCUUAAGAAAUCUUCUACUCCUAGUGAUUCUGGUGCACUCAGGCAGAAUAAUCAGAAGCAAAAUUGUCUGACAGAUAAAGAUAAAAUAUCUUCAAGGCCUAUGGUUUCCAACAUGCAGAGUAGAAAAGAUAUAUCUGGCGAUUCUUCUUUUGGGCGACAGAAGACCUCAAGGAAAACUGUUCAGAGUUCCAAAACUGGAUCAAGGAAGUUGGGCUUAGAUGUAACAGACAAUGAAAGAGGAGGUCCAUAUUCUGGUACAAAGAAACUCUCACGGAAGAAACGGUCGAUUGAUGGGGAAUUUCAUUCAGAGAAAAAUGAAAUUAUUAAUAACAUGUUGAUUGGUGAUAGAAGUGAGAAGUCUGUACAAUCUAAUGCUGAUAGGCAUUUUAGCUGGGUUGAAGAUAGCAAAAAGAAAGGCAUGGAUGUUGUCUCCUUCACUUUCACAGCCCCAUUGACCCGGCCAAUGGAAACGUCUGCUCAGAUUGCACAAAGAAGUAACAACAAUUGCAUGAACAACCAGGGUAAGAGGUUGUUGCUCGACACAGAAAGUACGAAGUUGUCUUCAUUGGGAUAUAAUAUGAUAGGAGGAGAAGCUUUGAGUAUGCUUUUGGAACAAAAAUUAAGGGAAUUAAGUAAUGCAGUUGAGUCAUCUUCCCAUGAAUCUCUCCAAUCGGGAUCUUUAUCUUCUUCUACAUCAAUUUUACACAAUCUGGUUGAAAGUCCUUCUGUUAGUUCUGCACCAAGGUUCUAUGACAAACUGAAUAGUUGCUGUGGUCCAAGCCUUUCCUCCACUGAUCUUCAAGAGCUCCAAUUGAAACACAAGUUUCAGGGAGUUGAUGAAAUGGAUGAGUGUAGCAGUAGCCAACUUGAUGCUUGGCAACCUAGUCCUGUUUCUGUCCUUGAACCUUCCUUUUCAACUGAAAGUUGCAACUCUUCAGAUAGCAUGGAUUGUAGCAUUAUGGAAGGAAGCAAGCAAUCCUCAUCUGUUCAAGCUCAAGGCCUUCGUGGGUUAUGUUAUUUGAAGAAGUUGCACACACUAGAAGCUGAUACAGAGUUAUCAGAUUCAGCAUCUUCUUCAUCCAUCAGAGCUGUGGAUAACAAGACUCCAAAUGCUGUUAAGACAGAUUCCAUGAAAUUGAUCAAAUGGGAACUGGAAUAUGUGAAGUUGAUACUGUGCAAUGUGGAGUUGAUGUUUAAUGACUUUGCAUUGGGCAGAGCUCGAGAGAUCAUAAGCCCUCAUCUUUUGGAUCAGUUAGAAAAUCAAAAAGCAGGUGUUAGAAGUAACAGUGAGGAAUCUAGGCUGCAAAGAAAGGUAUUAUUUGAUUGUGUCAGUGAAUGUUUAGACUUAAGAUGCAGACGAUACGUAGGUGGGGGAUGCAGAAUGUGGGCAAAAGGGGUGGCAAUGCUGAGAAGAAACGAGUGGUUAGCUGAGGAAGUUUACAAGGAGAUCUCACAGUGGAGAGGCAUGGGUGAUUGCAUGGUGGAUGAGCUUGUCAACAAGGACAUGAGCAGUCAAUAUGGAAAGUGGCAGGAUUUUGAAGUUGAUGCAUUUCUACUUGGAUCAGAGGUUGAAGAUCAGAUAUUUAAUGCUUUGGUUGAUGAAGUGGUGGCCGAUAUCUUGCCAUUUUAAUGCUUGAGAACAUGAGUAUUUGUUACUUGCAACCAUUACAUUCAUAAUCUUUUCUUCUCUGUUUUAUGAGAGUUCUUAGAAGUUUAUUGUAAGUGCCAAAUCUAUUGUGCACUCAAUGCAGUGGCUCCCCCAUUCCAUAAUAAUAGGGUUGAUACAAUCAAAUGCCUUAUUUUUCUUGCAUGGAACCGCCAUCUGGAACUUGAUUGUUUCUAUUUGAUGAAAUUUAUUUCAUUUACCAUUUUUGGGCUUUAGACUUGAUGAGGAUGGGAGUGGAACCUGCUCGGUUGGCUUUUGUGGUCCUUCUAUGCUUUUCACAGAGGUUACGAUCAGUCGGAACACUGUUUGGUGAGGUUGGUCAUGUUGCAUCAAUGCUGCACCAAAUGUGUUUUCCCCUUUGUAAUGGUGACGCCAACAAAAUAAUUUUUAUAUA